This is a messenger RNA of Phragmites australis (common reed), 1947 nucleotides long. Its product is annotated as homeobox protein BEL1 homolog. The transcript is spliced from 4 exons. Gene Ontology annotation, molecular function: RNA polymerase II cis-regulatory region sequence-specific DNA binding; DNA-binding transcription factor activity, RNA polymerase II-specific. Gene Ontology annotation, biological process: regulation of transcription by RNA polymerase II. The record is from RefSeq and is a predicted model, not a curated record. Bases 222 to 1673 code for a protein of 483 amino acids. Lineage: Eukaryota; Viridiplantae; Streptophyta; Magnoliopsida; Poales; Poaceae.
AGACAAAAGCCACAUCCAAUUCCUUUGAUCAAUAUUCUUUUUUAUUUUUCUUGUAAUUAUGUCUUCAUCCUGACUUUGGCCUUGAAAAUGCAUCUUAGUAUACGGUAAGGAUUGAGGAUAGCCAGGAAUAUUUUAUCAUCUACUAAAGCAAACCACAAAUCUCUGUCUCUCUGUCGCUUGCUCGCUCGCCAACUGAAUUGUUGCGCGCGCGCUGAUCGACGAUGGCCGUCCAUCAGCCCCACCUCCUCGACUUCUCGCCACCUCCCAACGCGGUGCCGCUGGAGGCGCCCCCAUCCUCCUUCGACCACGGCCAGCUCGUCGCCCUCCACGUCGACGGCACCGACAUGCCUGCAGGAGGAGGAGGUGUGCUCCACCGUGUCAUCCUCACCGACGACACGGCGCCAUGGCCGCAAGACGUCUCCCUUUCCUUGUACAACUACAACACGACGGGAGGGUCGUCGUUGUUCAGCCAUCAGCAACCGUUCGUGGCAACUCCGGUGGCGCCAAACCAGCUCCAGCUGCCAGCGUCGACCAUGCAGCCGUUCCAGCUUAGGAUCUCCAGGUACCUGGGCCCUGCGAAGGAGUUACUCGGUGAGUUCUGUAGCCUUGAAGGGGACUUGCACGCCAUGAACAGCGCCAACAAGAGAGCUCCGAAAGCCGGCAAGUGGGACGACGUACAGGCGGCGUCUGGCCUACAGGGAAGCCCAUCUCUGCGCUCCAUGGAUCUGCUGGAGCUUGAGAAGAGGGAGGCCAGGCUCUUGUCCAUGGUUGAAGAGGUGGACAGGCGGUACCGGCGAUACCGCGAGCAGGUGAGGGCGGUGGAGGUGUCGUUCGAGGCGGUGGCCGGGGCCGGAGCGGCGCAGGUGUACACAAGGCUGGCGCUGCGGGCCAUGUCGCGGCACUUCCGGUGUCUGCGGGACGCGCUCGUGGCGCAGGUGCGCGCGCUGAGGAAGGCCAUGGGCGAGAAGGGCGGCGGCGCGGGGGCGGCAGCACCGGCAGGCGCGACCAAGGGGGACACGCCGAGGCUCAAGGUGCUGGACCAGUGCCUAAGGCAGCAGCGGUCGUUCCAGCAGCCCGGCGCCGUGGAGUACAACCCGUGGCGGCCGCAGCGCGGCCUGCCGGAGCGCGCCGUCGCCGUGCUCCGGGCCUGGCUCUUCGAACACUUCCUCCACCCGUAUCCAAAUGAUGUGGACAAGCACAUUCUGGCGCGCCAGACAGGGUUAUCAAGAAGCCAGGUUUCCAAUUGGUUCAUUAAUGCGAGGGUGAGGCUGUGGAAGCCAAUGAUAGAGGACAUGUACACGGAAGAAGUGAAGCAGCAAUCGCAAUCAGAGGCGACGCAAAACCCUAGCGGCACCAGAGUCAAACCUGAGAAUAACACAAUGGCAUCAGCAACAACUCAAGGAGGAGAAAGUCACCUUCGCACUGUUGGAAACCCUAGCUCGAUUACUUCAUCCUCCAUUGUGACUGACGGCGACCAUCUUUUCCAUAGUUAUCCAAACAUGCAUGGGAGUCACAGCCUAGUGUCGCUUACUCUAGGGCUCCAACAGCAGCCGUUUGCAUCGCCGAUGACGCAGCAACGAUCACCCGUUGUCUUACAAGGAGAAGAGGAAUACCCGGUGCUACCAUAUAGGGAACUGAUGGGGUCUCAAAUGCUUCAUGAUUUGGCAGGGUAGCUAGCUUAGGAGAGUGCAUAAGGAGAGGUGAAAAUUAUUAUUUUCAUGAGUAAAACUAAGGUACACAAAUUAAUUAGUUCCUAGCUACGUACCCUGGAGAAUCAUGUUGUUUCUCUCGAGCAAGCUGUCCUUCAGCUCCUUAUUUUAGAGCUAGUUUCAGUAAAAGUACAGCUGCUGCUUCGUUCAUUCAAGUGAUCUGAUGAACUCCAAGUUAAAACACUAAAUGACUGUUGCAAUUUGUCAUAUAUAUAAAUCAUUUUUAGAUUUGGUAUCA